UCCAUCUUUACAUUUAUUCCUUUUUCAGUUUUCUAAAUAUAGUUUAGUUUCCAUGAAUGACAUAUUAAUGUCUAAUUCUGAGGAUUUAGGUACCCACAAAAGCAAUUCAGAGGAUGAGCUGCUUUUCUCUUCACCUACCAUGCAGAAAAUGUUGGAAGUGAUGAUGAUCCAGAUUUUUAACCGUGUUCUAAAGCCAACCUUCGUAAAAUUGAUUCGUAAUGUUGUAAAACAUGAACUUGAAUUGGCAGAGAAGAAGUUUAUAUUCACCAAAGGAAACCCUGAAAAAGAUAUUCAAGCUCCUAAACCAAGAAUCUUGAAGUUGAUGUUCCGGUCGGAAGUAUCUGUUCCUGUACUUACCGGAAAGGAAAUUAAAGGAGAAGGAGGUAAUGCUAUUGAAUUGGUCUUAGUUGAUGAUAACACUGGAGAAAUUGUUGAAUCUGGACCAGAAGCAUCAGCUAAAGUGGAAAUUGUUGUUCUUAGGGGAGAAUUUGGAGAUGAUGAUGGAGGUAAUUGGACAGUUGACGAGUUCAAUAGUAAUGUUGUGCGAGAGAGGGAAGGAAAAAAGCCUCUUCUAGCAGAAACUGUACAUGUGAGACUUAAUAAAGGCAUUGGUUCUGUAGAUAAAAUCAAAUUUUCACAUUCUAAAUUCUAUAUGAAGAUGGGGAUGUUCAGGCUAGGUGCACGAAUUGUUGACACUUUCAAUAGCAUUCAAGUAAAAGAAGCAAGGACUGAAUCUUUCACUGUCAAGGAUGGGCGCCAGCAAUAUCAUGAGAAGCAUGAUCCACCAUUUCUAUCCGACAAGGUAUAUCGGUUAAAAAACAUAGGUAGAUGCAGUAUGAAGCGCCUCGGGAAUGAAAAUGUCCACACUGUAGAGCACUUUCUGAUUUUGCUCCUAAAAGACCGUGAGCGACUCAAAUGUGUACUUAAUCUAAAGCCAAAGAUGUUGGAGGAGACAAUUAGCCAUGCUCGGAGAUGCAUAACUAAUGAACGGACAUACUCUUAUAAUGACUUACAAGAAAAGGAAGAGGUGGUUUUUAACAUUGUUGGAGAGGUGCAGGGACUUAUUCUAGGGGGUCAAUAUCUACCUAUGCAUCUAUUAUCUGAAAGUGAUAAGGCUAAUGCUCAGAGGCUGCUGUUAUCUGCAUGUGAAAAUUGGGAUCAUGUAGUACCAGUUGAUAAUGAGACAUUUUUUAUGCAAUAUCCUUCUCAAAUAUUGCCAACCAUGAGCCCUUCGAAUUCUCCAAGCCGAGAGGUUCCUAGCACCAGUAAUGGCAUUGAGAAUUUUAGAACUAGUGAUGGACACUGUUCUACCUCUUUUCAGCACAAUGUUUCAUCCAUCAUUCCUGCCAGAGUUGCAAGUGCAAUCAGUCAGAACGAUCCUGAUUCCGUCAGUAUUAGCAACCAGGAGUUCUCUAACUCCCCAAUAUAUAGUCCUUUAGUCCAACAUUUUUGGAUUGAUCAAUGCAACUACCAGUUGGAAGACAUAUAUUUUGGAUUUGAUACUCAUCAACCACAUGAUGCUUCUGCCUCUACGGUAAAUGUGCAUAACCGGUGGAAAAUGUUGCUUAAAAUCUUUAGACAGUCCUCAAUGAGAAGAAGAGCUGCAGCAUUAACAGAUAUUCAACCUCUGAAGAAGCAGAGAGUCUUUUGAUUCUAUUGCUUUAGACUGCUAGUGAUUAGUUCAACAACAGUUGAAAAGAUAGAUCUCAGAGUUCCUCAUCACAGACAAGGAAAGGAUAACCUUCCACUGCAGAUUCUAGUUGCUCAUUGUUCUGGUGCUGUAGUAGCUGGGAUUCAAGGCGUGUUGAAAGUCUAAUAUAGUUAUAUGUUAGAAUGUUGAAAAUAUUGGUAUAUGCUCUUAUGUGUUUAGAUUCAUUUUAUAUCUUGGUUAAAAAUAUUAGAAUAUUAUUGAUGAUCAUCUCAUGAUUUCGAGUCCCAAUAAUUAAGAGUGUCUUUGUUUCAUGAAAUCUUAACUCCUGAGUAUAUAAGUAGGUGUAGCCAACAUGAAAGGGGGUUGAAAUAAUACUUGGUGAGGCAAGAUUUUAUGUUCAUAGUACACCUCCUAUAUCUUCUUCGUUAUCAGGUACUGAACUUUGUGUAUA
Messenger RNA from Solanum stenotomum, 2102 nucleotides. Its product is annotated as calmodulin-binding protein 60 A-like. The transcript has 9 exons. Gene Ontology annotation, cellular component: nucleus. The record is from RefSeq and is a predicted model, not a curated record. Gene Ontology annotation, molecular function: sequence-specific DNA binding; DNA-binding transcription factor activity; calmodulin binding. Gene Ontology annotation, biological process: regulation of salicylic acid biosynthetic process. Lineage: Eukaryota; Viridiplantae; Streptophyta; Magnoliopsida; Solanales; Solanaceae. Bases 53 to 1651 code for a protein of 532 amino acids.